AUGGGGUUUUCCUCACCAGAAGCAUUUAGUGGUAGAACUAGCUAUUCCAUGGACACCCAGCCCCUUGAGCUGGAGGACAGGGAGGUGGGGCAGGGUGUGACCUUCAUAAUGCAAGAGGGAAUGGUCAGUGACCUGGUACACCACUUAAACAUCCACACAUCUAUGGGGCCAGAUGAAUUCCACCUGGGAGUACUGAAGCAGUUGACAGAUGUACUUGCGAAGCCUUUUGCCAUCAUUUACCAGCCAUUCAGGCUAACUGGGGAGGUCCUAGUGGACUGGAGGGUAGCAAACGUGAUACCCAUCUACAAGAAAGGCCAAACGGAAGAUCCAGGGAACUACAGACCUGUCAGUCUGACUGCAGUACCACGGAAGGUCAUGGAGCAGAAUGUCUCAAAUGUCAUUAUGCACCACAUUCAGGUGGUCAGUCCCAGUCAGGAUGGGCUCAUGAAAGGCAGAUCCUGCCUGAUGAACCUGAUCGCCUCCUAUGACAAGAUGGCCUGCCUGGUGGAUGAGGCUGCGAAUGUUGUCUACCUAAACAUCUGUAAGGCCUUUGACACUGUUUCCCACAGCAUCCUCAUGAAAAAAAUGUCUGCUUAAGGCUUAGAUGGGUGUAGGCUCUGCUGGGUAAAACACUGGCUGGAUGGCAGGGCAGUGAGUGGAACUGAAUCCAGCUGGCAGCCAGUCACAAGUGGUGUUCCUCAGGGCUCAGGAUUGGGAUACAGAGCGCACCAUCGCCAAACACCACCUGAGAAGGGGUGGAUUGUGGAUGGGUUUCCAAUGACAAUUAAUCAGGCAAAGAUGUUUGAAAAAGCCUAUACAGGGAUUGAUCCAGAAGCAAAAGACGUAAAUUCUGGAAAGCUUUCACUUGUUACAGAUCCCAGAGCUACUAAGAAGCCUCCUAUCACCUUGCCAGCAUUUGAUGUUUCUGUAUUAUUGGAUAUUUCAGACACUGCGGUACUGCAACGUGUGGCUAACUUGAAAU
Molecule: messenger RNA, 982 nt
Organism: Merops nubicus (carmine bee-eater)
Lineage: Eukaryota; Metazoa; Chordata; Aves; Coraciiformes; Meropidae
Product: RNA-directed DNA polymerase from mobile element jockey-like
Source: RefSeq, a predicted model, not a curated record